ACUUCAAUACACAAAGUAUCUUUAUUUAAUGGGCUGAAAAUUGUUUUGUUUGACUUAUUUCAGGAAGAAUGCAGAGAGUAAUGGCUCAUCUAGUGGACCUUUCCAGUUGGAGUUGGGAAACCACAAUAGGGAUGAGAAUACUCCACAAAUGAGGAGUGGUGAGUUAGAAGAGAAAGGCACUGAUAUUUGGAAACUUUUCAGAGAAGCUCAACAGAAUAUCUUGUACUUGAACAAGCAACGCAUCAUGGCGAAGGAAGAGCUUGAUAGAGUAAAAAGAGAGAAAAUUUCAUUGCUUGAUCGAAUCGAGCAACUAGAGAGAACAAAGCUGAUUAAUACAAGAAAAGAUAAGUUCUCAAUCAGCGCCGAGUUACUAUUAAGGAUAGACGCUAUGGUUCUUACCAGUUUGAUUGGCAGCAAGGAGGCAUCAGAGUUUAGAAGGCUGAUCAUGGAUUCAAAUGUUAGUAUAGCUGAUUAUUUCUCUGAGAUAAUGCAUAAACAGGAUACGGAGCUUCUGGUAGAACUGCGUCACUUCUCUGGGAAAAGUAGAAAGUCGGGUUACCACGUAAUCCACGUUUGUACUGAAAUGGCACCAGUGGUCUCAGUUGGAUCUUUGGCACUAUAUGUGACCGGCUUAUCUCGCGCCUUGCAAAGAAAGGGACAUCUGGUCGAGGUUAUCUUACCCAAGUAUGCUAGCCUAAAUUUAAAUGAAGUUCAUGGAUUACGAGAAGUUGAUGCGGAGUUCCAUUCAUACUUUAAUGGUCAACUGCAUGGAAACAGAAUCUGGACUGGGGUUGUCUAUGGCAUUGGAGUGACUUUCAUAGAACCUCUGUACUAUUCAUCAUUUUUCAGCCGUGAGAACAUAUAUGGCUACUCAAAUGAUUUUGAACGAUUCUCCUACUUCUCUCGCGCUUCAUUGGAUUAUAUAGUUAAAGCAGGAAAGCAGCCGGAUGUGCUUCAUAUACACAACUGGGAAACAUCUAUUGUUGGUCCACUGUUUUGGGAUGUUUUUGUAAAUCAGGGACUUGAAGGUACCAGGAUAAUGUUGACAUGCCAAAGCUUGGAGUCUCAGUGUGUAGAGCAACCUGAAAAGUUAGCCCUAUGUGGGCUUGAUCCUCACGGACUACAUCGUUCUGACCGUCUGCAAGAUAACCACAAGUCCCAUCUUGUCAAUGUUUUGAAGGCUGGAGUUGUUUACUCCAAUAAAGUUAUUAUAAUGUCAUCCAUGCAAACAAAAGGGCAGAUAAUUAAUGCUACGAUUCAUGGUCUGGAGCCCACCUUAACCAUACACAAGGACAAGUUAGUAGUUGCUCCUCCUGGAUUUGACAGUUCAGCUUGGGAUCCUUCAGUGGAUAAGUUUCUUCCACAAAACUACAGUGCAGAUAAUAUGAAGGGGAAAUCUGCCUGCAAAGUCUCGUUGCAGCAGCAUCUGGGGUUGCAGGAGCAAGCAUCCAUUAUUCUCGUAGGAUGCAUCUUCUCAUAUAUCUCUGAUAUUGAACUGGAGAACCUCAAGACACUUAUUUGGAUGGCUUCAAGGAGAGGUGUUCAGUUUGUCUUCAUGGGCUCUGGUCAAACUCCUGGUUUAAAUACGGCAAUGGAGUAUUUUGAGGAGGAACUCAAGGAUGAAAACACAAGAUUCCUUAACAAAUAUGAUGAAGCUUUAGCACAUUUAGUACUUGCGGGAUCUGACAUCAUGCUAUGCCCUUCUUUUGAUGAUACAGUACUCCAAGUACCGCUCAAGGCCAUGAGAUAUGGAGCUAUGCCUAUUCUACUGAAUUCUACUGACAGAAAAUCCGGGCACUUUGUGGAUCGUGAUCUUGAGGGCAGCAAAUUCUCUGGUUAUGUCAAAGAUAACUUCACCAAUAUUCCCCUGAGCCAAGCAAUUGAUGAACUUAAGAACAACCCAUCAAAAUGGGACAAGAAGAUUGUCGAUGCCAUGACAAAGGAUUUUUCGUGGGAUGCAGAGUGCUGUGACAUUCAUAUCUCCGCAUAUGCGGCAAUAAAGAACUUGUAAAGUAGAUUUUCUGUACAGUCAUGUAUUUAUAUCUUUGUCCAUGCCAUGUGGGUGCCUAUUGCAUAUAGUCUAGAGGAUGGUUUUUUUUAUUUUUAUUUUUUAACUUGAGAAAAAAUGAUUAGAAUGCCUGUUCUUUUAGAGUCAUUGUUUUAGUCAACAGAUUAGGACGGACAUAAGUGAGGGCAUUGCCCAUUCUAACAAAUAAUUGAAUGUUCUCUCUAAUGAAUAA
Lycium ferocissimum is the source of this 2240-nucleotide messenger RNA. Its product is annotated as probable starch synthase 4, chloroplastic/amyloplastic. Bases 149 to 2011 code for a protein of 620 amino acids. The transcript is spliced from 19 exons. The record is from RefSeq and is a predicted model, not a curated record. NCBI's taxonomy places the organism in Eukaryota, Viridiplantae, Streptophyta, Magnoliopsida, Solanales, Solanaceae.